Molecule: messenger RNA, 2741 nt
Organism: Magallana angulata
Lineage: Eukaryota; Metazoa; Mollusca; Bivalvia; Ostreida; Ostreidae
Product: multiple epidermal growth factor-like domains protein 10
Exons: 12
Coding region: 1-1779 (592 amino acids)
Molecular function (GO): scavenger receptor activity
Source: RefSeq, a predicted model, not a curated record
AUGUACUUUCUGUUCUGUCAUUCUAUGUGUCUCAUUGGUGUCCUGUCCAUGUUGUCCAGUAUGUUAGAAGUAACAGAGGCGUAUGACAAUGUUGCCCUUAACAUGCCAUCAUAUCAGAGUAACCCAUAUACAUGCAAUGUUAUAUAUGACGCAGCCAAUGCAGUAGAUGGAUUAAAGUCAAACCUUAGCAUCAAUGGUGGUCAAUGCGUUGUAUCAGCAGCUAAGGAGGCAACUGCCACCUGGAGAGUAGACCUUGGCAGCGUCCACUACAUCGAUCACAUCACAUUGUAUUUUAUGACCGAUAACCAACCUUGGGACGAAUGGAACAAAUGGAUAUCUAGUUUCUUAGGAUUUUCGCUCUAUGUGUCCAACUCAACAGAUAGAUUAAAUGGAAAACUGUGUUUCAAAGACAUUAAAUUCAAUAAAAAUACUAUACCAGAGGUAUUCAACACGACGUGCCGUAUGUUUGGACAAUAUAUCAUCUACUACAAUGAGAGAUUACCCGGAGUUGACUAUCCAAGCGACUACAACAAUGAUGCUGAGAACGAUCUUUGUGAGGUAGAGGUAUAUGGGUGCCCAACGCUAAACCCGGAUUGUGAUGUAUGGGAUCCAAUAAUGUGUGCCUGUCUGGUUUGUAAACCUAGCUACAUGGACAUGGAACCACACCAUGAAACAACAGAUUGGCCAAUUGGUUCAUAUGGAUACUACUAUGAUGAAAUGUGUGGUCAUUGUAAAGAUCUGACUCAAUGUUCUCCUGUUACUGGGAUAUGUCUCACAGGAUGUAGUGCUGGAUAUUUUGGACCAUCGUGCAAAGAAGAGUGUCAUAUUGGUAGUUAUGGACACAACUGCAAUGAGACAUGUGGUCAUUGCAUGGAUCUAUCUCAAUGCUCCACUACGAGUGGAAUCUGUCAUACGGGAUGUUCUAAUGGGUACACUGGAGGUUUGUGCGAAAAAGAAUGUGACAUUGGUCUCUACGGAUAUGCAUGUUAUAAUACGUGUGGUCACUGCAUUGAUCCGGCAGAAUGUAACCAUGUCACUGGAACAUGUCGUACAGGGUGUGCAGCUGGAUAUCGCGGACGUUUGUGCAUAGAACACUGUGAUGUUGGUCAUUAUGGGUAUAAUUGCAACGAGACAUGUGGCCACUGUUAUGAACCAGCACAAUGUUCUAAUGUCUCUGGAACCUGUCGAACUGGAUGUGAAGCUGGAUAUUCAGGAAGAUUGUGCAAGAACGAAUGUGACAUUGGUCUCUAUGGAUAUGAUUGUUAUGAUACGUGUGGCCACUGCAUUGAUCCAGCAGAGUGUAACCAUGUCACUGGAACAUGUCGCACAGGAUGUGCAGCUGGAUAUCGCGGACGUUUGUGCAUAGAACAUUGUGACAUUGGUCAUUAUGGGUACAAUUGCAACGAGACGUGUGGCCACUGUAAUAAUGCAACACGGUGUUCUUCCGUCACUGGAACCUGCCGAACUGGAUGUGAAGCUGGAUAUUCAGGAAGAUUGUGCAAGAACGUUGAUAAAGAAAAAGUCAUGGCGAUUUCUCUAUACAGCCUGAUCGGUGUUGUAUGUUUCUUGGUUAUCAUCAUCGGAGCUCUAAUCUUAUAUAUUGUACUGACAAGGAUGUCAAUAGCAAGAAACAACGCAAGACAACAACAAAAUAAGGAGAUGGUUCCAGCUGUUUAUAACAACACUUUUGAUGCUUUCCACAACAAGGCGUACGAUAACGAAUAUAUGGAAAUGGGAGAGCCAUCUUAUAUCAACACGAAUGCUAGAGGCCUGGUUUAAACUGUUACAAUUUACUUUCAUCAAUUCGAUUUUUGAUUCUUUCUGGCAAAUUUUCAAAUACACAGUUGAUUUUAAUUCAUCUUAUUUUGGGUCCAGUGUAAUGAAGUAAAAGUAUAUAUGGAAAUUUCCAUAAGCUGUGGCUAGUGGGUUAACCAUUUAGUUCCAUCGGUAGAGUGUUGGAUUGGUAUACCAAAGGAAAUGGGACCAAAGAAAAUGAUGUGUAAUAAUGCACCGAACUAUGCUUAGAAAAAAACCCCGAAUAAAUAUACUUACCUUCCAAAUUAUUAUAUAAACAACUCUAAUAAUAUAGUUAUAUAAGUGUAAAUACAGAUGCUAAUUGAUUACUCUCUCUCUCUCAGUGCGUUGUAAAUAUGUGUACAUUCGUUUAUUUUUUUAAUUUUAUGUUAGUCAUAUUCUUUGAUUAUUUGCUUUAAACAUGUUUUGUUUUUGCCGUUCGAUCAGUGCACUUCUUCUGCAGCGGUUUGCAGGGUCUUCCGAGCUUUUGAUUUGUUAUUCCAUGCAAUCAUUUUAAACGGAAUGUGCGCCGUAUCAGUGCCUUGUAAAUAUGUGUACAUUCGUUUAUUUUUUUUAAUUUUAUGUUAGUCAUAUUCUUUGAUUAUUUGCUUUACACAUGUUUUGUUUUUGCCGUUCGAUCAGUGCACUUCUUCCGCAGCGGUUUGCAGGGUCUUCAGAGCUUGUGAUUUGGAUACAAUACAGAACUGAUCUAGUAUAAAAGGCAUUAUAAAGCUAAUGCUACAUGCAGUUAUUGGGAAGCAUCUGAGCAACCCAAACAUCAUGAAAACAAUACUUUGUUUUAAUUAACGUUAAUUUUUUCAUUUAAAAAAAUAUUAAAUUGUAUUUGUUUCUUUAAUCAAACAAACGGACCGCCUAGAAAUGUUCACGGCAAAGUCCUACAAGGCGUGGGUGGUAAAGGGGAGGAGGGGAGCGGGGGCAAGCAGUCC